CUUUUUAUGACUUGUAAUUGGACCAGAGGCUUGUGGCUAUCAUCCCAUUUGGCUCUUAGGACAGGUGAUUUCAGAGAUGGUUUGGAGGCUUGGGUUCUCAGUAUGAAGAAGGUUUUACCAGCGGAUGAAUUUGAUAAUUUCAUUAUGAUCCUUUGGGGGAUAUGGAAGGCAAGAAAUGAUUCUGUUUUUAACAAAACUAAACCAGAGUGCCAGCAAAUUGUGCGAAUGGCCUUAAUGGUUAGACAGGACUGGCUGGAACAUCAAGAAGCUAGAGGAUCGAGAAUUCAAGAAGCAGCUUGCUGGAACCCACCUCCUCAGGGGUAUCUGAAGAUUAAUGUGGAUGCUGGGUGGUCAGGAAAGGAGGGCACAGGGUAUGGUUUGGUGAUAAGGAAUGCAGAGGGUAUUUUCCAAGUAGCAGCUUCCCUUUAUGUUGACCACCGAAUGGAUCCCCUUAUGGCAGAAGCCCUUUGUUUCAGAUGGAGCCUUAUGAAAGCAGUGGAAUGGCAGCUGGAUCAUUUAGUGUUCUCUUCUGACUGUCAACAGCUAAUUGAAGCUUUGAAGAAGCCAUAUAGUUUUCCUAUCUUACAAGCCAUUGUAGAAGACUGCUUAAGCAUAACUGAUAGCUUUACUGAUUUUGUUUUUACAUUUGAAAGCAGAAGCACCAAUAGGGUUGCUCAUACUCUUGCUGCUGAUAGUUUCUUGUUUUCUGAUUGUACUUGGUGGGGAGAUCCUCCUGUAGGGAUUCUUUUGAGCCUUGCAGCUGAUUUUCCUAAUUCUUAGUUGAAUACACGUAUUGAGUUCAAAAAAAGGCUUAAUAGCACUUUUGGUCCCCCACGUUUCAAAAAUGUGCAAUAUUAAUCCCCCACGUUUGAAAAUAGCAUAAUGGUACCUCCACGUUUGUCUCCGUUAAUAGUUUUGGUCCCUCAGCAAUUUUCCGUCCAAAAACUAACCGUUCUGAGGGUAAAUAUGUAAUUGAGCAAAAAAAAUUAAUUAAAAUAUUAACAACACUUAAAAACCAAGAAAAAUAUCCCCUUCUCAUCUCCCUCAUCAUCUUCAUCAACCUAGAAAACCCAGAAAAAAAAUAUUCCUCUCCAAAACAUCUUCAUCUUCCCUACAAAUAUAUCACCUUGCCCAUACAAUUAAUGCUUUGGGUCAAUUGUUCCAGUAGAAGGUGGUGUUGUAUGUUUAAAAAUCCUCAAAUCUCCCACACCCUCAUCUUCGCCCCCAAACCCAACCCUAAUUAUCCUCACUGUUCUCCAAUGCUCUGUUUCGAGAAGAAGGAAGAGAUGCCGCGGUUCUCGUUGAAGAAGAAGAUCCAUCCUUCCGCCGCUGCCGCCGCUGAUAAGAGAGUUUGGCUUUGGAUCCGAAUGCCCAGCCACCUUCUGAUCGGGUUUUAUUGCUGAAGGAACAAAACCCCUUUGUUCCCCGUUUGAUUUGAUUCCAUUGCUCGGUGCUAACUGUUGCUAUGGCUUCUCGCGGUUGCUGAUUUCAGAGGGCUUUACUUGGAUGGAUAUGGAUUCGUCUGAUUUGUCUUCUUCUUCGCCUUGCACUUCUCCCAUGUCUUCUUCUACUGCUUGCACUGCCUCUGAUGCUGUUCAGUUUAUGGGUCAAGAUGGUGAUGGUUGCAUUUCGUUCGCUUCCCCCAAACCUCUUUAGAUAAAAAACAACAAAACCAUCACCCAACCGCCAUGAAUCUGGUUCAGGGGUUAGCAAAUAUGGGUUUCGAAUCUGGGUUUUGGGGUCUGAUGUGAGAAACAUUUUACCAUCAGAACCCAGAAAUUUUACCCAGAACCCAGAAACAUUAUCUCCAAUACUGUUCUGAUUUUUGUUUCAAAUACCGACAACCCAAAACUUCAAUUCUAGAACCCAAAAUUCCCAGGUUCCUCCCACCUCUCCAACCUCUCCUCACCCAAAUCACCGUGGAGCUUCUCGCUUCUCCAAGACGCAGAACAAGCAAAACAGAGACACGAGGUUCUUUGCUCUCCAACGCCGUUUGAGUAGAUGAGUGUCCUAGAUUUUUUUUUAUUAAUUUUAUCAAUUUAAAUUUUAUUAAAAUUUCCAAGUCAGCAAAAAACGUUAGUUUUUGGACGGAAAAUUGCUGAGGGACCAAAACUGUUAACGGAGACAAACGUGGAGGUACCAUUAUGCUAUUUUCAAACGUGGGGGAUUAAUAUUGCACAUUUUUGAAACGUGGGGGACCAAAAGUGCUAUUAAGCCUAAAAAAAAAAAAAAAAGAAUUCAAAGUGCUCCACACGUGUAUAUAGCAAAAAAAGAUAAGGUAGAAGAUAACGGGAUAUGGUGAUUUUGAUCUUUUUCUUUAUGCUUAGUUGACUUGGCCUGUAAAUGGUGUGUGGGGAACCAUGAUUGGCACUUUUAUUGGUUGUCAACAAGUUAUAAGUUCCGUUGGAGAUGUCAAUUGAAGCACAACAUCUAGAAAAGUUGAUAGUGGGUUGUCAAAGUUGGAAAACUUUUUGGUGAUGGGUGGUAUGAGCUAAGCCUUGAGGUGGCCCCAUGAUAAGUGCUGCAGAUUCAACGUACUU
Lotus japonicus is the source of this 2540-nucleotide messenger RNA. RefSeq lists its product as uncharacterized. The transcript has a single exon. The record is from RefSeq and is a predicted model, not a curated record. Gene Ontology annotation, molecular function: RNA-DNA hybrid ribonuclease activity; nucleic acid binding. Lineage: Eukaryota; Viridiplantae; Streptophyta; Magnoliopsida; Fabales; Fabaceae. The coding region runs from base 7 to 780 and encodes 257 amino acids.